Lepisosteus oculatus (spotted gar) is the source of this 598-nucleotide messenger RNA. NCBI's taxonomy places the organism in Eukaryota, Metazoa, Chordata, Actinopteri, Semionotiformes, Lepisosteidae. The record is from RefSeq and is a predicted model, not a curated record.
CGCGGGGGGGUCCAGCCCAGGUGGGGAGGAGUCGGAAGAGCACGACCCCGCCGGCACCCCCGAAGCGUUGCCUCGCAAGCACGGGAGGUUCUGGAAGCCUGCGGGCAGCGCCGUGAAGGAAGAGGAGACGGCGGAGGAAGGCGGGGACGAGGAGGAGCGCGGGCUCGUCGGCGCCGGGGCCGCUGGCCGCCGGGUGGCGGGGAAGCGGAAAGUGGGCCGGCCGCGCAAGAGAGCCCGGCUGCCCAAGACGCAGGAGCCGGGGGGAGGGGGCGCCGUCUUCCCAAACCACGUCUCGUCCCCGGGGCGUCCGGCCCAGCCCCGCGGGUCCGAGGUGAAGAAAGAGGAGGACUCCCCCGGCCUUGCGCCGCGGUCGCCCGAGAACUGCAGGGGCCCGCCCAGGACGCCGUCCGCGGACCAGAGCUCCGACUCCGGCGCCGACUUGGCGGCCUCUCGGGACACCAGCCCACGGCACUCGGGGCCCCGGCUGGGAUCUGCCGGGGAACGUCCGCCGGACCCUUGGGGUUCUGGGCCGCCGCUCGCCGCCGAGCAGACCCCCGGCUCCGCGGUGACCGCGCGCCGUAAGGCCGGCCGGCCGCGG